This is a messenger RNA of Saccostrea echinata, 2370 nucleotides long. Its product is annotated as bromodomain-containing protein 7-like. The coding region runs from base 40 to 2088 and encodes 682 amino acids. The record is from RefSeq and is a predicted model, not a curated record. The transcript has 14 exons. NCBI's taxonomy places the organism in Eukaryota, Metazoa, Mollusca, Bivalvia, Ostreida, Ostreidae. Gene Ontology annotation, cellular component: nucleus. Gene Ontology annotation, biological process: regulation of transcription by RNA polymerase II.
UUUUGCACAAAGAAGGAAUUUCGAAGAUAGUAAAUUAGAAUGGGCUUCAAGAAAAAGCACAAGAAGCACAAAUCUGAAAAACGUUCGUAUGAUGAAGAAGAACAGCCUCCAGAGAAAGAGAUGCAGGGAAGUCUAAGAUUGAAGUUAAAAGUCAGUGGGGAAGUUUAUAGUCCACUUCAUGACACGGGAAGCACAUCGGGCGAGAAAAAACACAAGCACAAGAAGAAGAAAAAGAAGAAGAAGGCGGAAAAAGAGAAACGCAGACACGCAGAGGAAUCUGUUCAGGAAACACCUAAAAGAACUAGAGCACAGUCAGAAGAAGAAGAUGUUUCACAAGAGGAGGAAGAGGCAGAACCUCCAGCAAAGAAACCAGCCCUUGAGGUAGUGUCUGCAGAACCUGUCAGGGAAGAGCCACGCCCAGUGGGCCGGCCCAGGAAACAAGAGGAGCAUGGUGUACUUCGCAUCUGUCUUAAACACAUACACAAGAUGUUACAAAAGAAGGAUGUGAACGGAUUUUUUGCCUAUCCUGUGAACGACAUGAUUGCACCUGGAUAUUCCAGCAUUAUUCUGAAUCCUAUGGAUCUGAGCACCAUGAUGUCUAAGAUUGAGAGUCACCAGUACAGAAAUGUUCUCGAGUACAAAAAAGAUUUUGUUUUAAUGUGCAACAAUGCCAUGACAUACAACCGACCAGAAACGAUCUACUACAGGGAGGCCAAGAAAUUACUAAGUGUUGGGAUGAAGCUCAUGUCCAAGGAAAAACUGAUCAACAUGAAGAGAAGCCUACCAUUCCUAGCCAGUAUGACAUAUGCUGAGCUUGGAGUUGAGGAACCUGAUGAGACCACAGCUCUAAUGGCAGCCAUUGUAGAGGAGGAGAGACAGGAAAAAGAGAGAGCUAAGGAGAGAGAGGAGUUGGGUAGAUUUGAGGCAAUACCUGACAACCUCAGUCCAGAGGAAAUUCUUGCACAGGCCAGGGCAGCAGCAAAAGAUGCAGCUGACAUGUUAACACUGAGGGAACCAAAAAGUAGGUUUGGGUUUUUGAGGAGGAGGAAUGAUGGCAGUACUACAAUGACGUUAUUGAACCCAGACAAUGAUGGCAUCUUGAACGAGAAAGAGCGAGUUGUAAAUUUAGGGUCACUGGUUGGUAAACUGACAACAGGUUCUGGUACAAUAACUGGGUUCAAAGAAGACAAAAGAAAUCGUCUUACUCCAGUAAUGUAUUUGAAUUACGGCCCCUUUAGUUCCUAUGGACCUCAGUACGACUCCACAUUUGCCAACAUGUCAAAAGCUGAAUCAGACCUGCUUCUUUCUACUUAUGCUGACGAGACUGGUGUACAAUAUGCCAAGAGUGUGACCUCGUUUGUUGAGAAUUCUGGAGAAUUUGCCAUUGCCAUGGUGGAUCAUCUUCUAGACAUACUGACCAAGGGAGAGCACUCUAAAGCCAAAAAGCAGUUAGAGGAAAUUCAUGCAGCUGAAGAAAAAAACAAUGAGGCAGCAGGACCCUCAGGGACUCAGUCAAACUCAGACACAAAACCUGUCAACAUUGACAUCAACUCACUCAAGACUCUCACUGACAUAGGAGUGGAUGUCUCUUUUUUAGAUAACUUUGAAAAAAUGACGUCAGAGCCAGCACAAAAGGACCCAGUCCAGGAGCGUCUGGAUCAGACAGCAAGCCUAAUUAAUGACCUUUCUGCCACUCAGAAGGAAAGACUAAGUGCACGACUCCCAAUGCAUCUGGCGCAUGUACCAGGGCCAUCAGAAAAAGAGAUUCAGCUGGCACAGAAGGUCACACAAGAACUCAAGGAACUAACCAAGGAGGUAACCCCAGCUGAUAUCUCAUCUGUCCAGGGAUUAAGGUCUGCUAUGGGAAUCACUCUAAACCCAGUUAAAACAGAACCAGUCGAAGAAACUGUACAACCUGAUCCUGUAGCCAACCAAAACUCACAAGACAUAAAUACUGAUCAUGUGACCGAUAAUUCAAUUGUACCAACCAGUCAAAUUGACUCUAAUAGUGCAAUGCCAGUGCCACAACUAGAUGAGGAUGACAUGGAAACUGACAUUAGUGAAUUUUUACAGUUUCCAUCACAGUAACUUUGUUUAUUGAUUUGUUGUGGUCAUGAUUUCAGUUUUGAAUAUACUGUGUCAGACAACCUUGUGAUUUAUAUUUCAGGUUUUUACGUACUGUGCUUCAUAUGAGAGAAUUGGGUUUGAAAGAAUGAGAUGUAAACACAUAGCAAACUUUGUCAUUGUUGUUAUAGUGGUGCUUAAAAACAUCAUCAGUGCUGUGGCAUUUAUGAAUCUAUCAUUAAUGGCAAAUUACAGAUAAAAGUAACUGUUGUCAGUCAUUUUUAAAAUAUAUUUCAUAUAAAUGUA